GGCAGCUGCUGUGAGGGUGAAGGCACAGUGGACUGCCUUUCUGGAGCGACUGGUUCCUCACUUCUCAGGUAUCCCCGAGAGCUCAGCACCAAGACUAAAACUGUACCAUUUAGAAGAAUGGAAGCUAAUACAUCUGUUGACAUGUUUUCAAAAGUCCUGGAGAAUCAAUUGCUUCAGACUACCAAACUAGUGGAAGAACAUUUGGAUUCUGAAAUUCAGAAACUGGAUCAGAUGGAUGAGGAUGAAUUGGAACGCCUCAAAGAAAAGAGACUUGAGGCACUAAGGAAAGCUCAACAGCAGAAACAAGAAUGGCUUUCAAAAGGACAUGGAGAAUACAGAGAAAUACCUAGUGAGAGAGACUUUUUUCAGGAAGUCAAGGAGAGUAAAAAAGUGGUUUGCCAUUUCUACAGGGACUCCACGUUCAGGUGUAAAAUAUUAGACCGACAUUUGGUAAUAUUAUCCAAGAAACAUCUGGAGACCAAAUUUCUGAAGCUGAAUGUGGAAAAAGCACCUUUCCUUUGUGAGAGACUGCGUAUCAAAGUCAUUCCCACACUAGCACUGGUAAAAGAUGGAAAAACACAAGAUUAUGUUGUUGGAUUUACUGACCUAGGAAAUACAGAUGACUUCACCACAGAAACUUUAGAAUGGAGGCUGGGUUGUUCUGAUAUUCUCAAUUACAGUGGAAAUUUAAUGGAGCCACCAUUUCAGAGCCAAAAGAAAUUUGGAACAAACUUCACAAAGCUGGAAAAGAAAACUAUCCGAGGGAAGAAAUAUGAUUCAGACUCUGAUGAUGAUUAGAAAUUAAUUAUAAUUCUUUGUAAAUUGUCUUUUUAUUUCUGCUUCAAAAUUAGAUGUGUUUUCUAAAUUCAGUUGGUUUUGAUACAUUGGUCAUCUAAUGGUCAUAUUCUAGAGUUUUGUACAGUUUCAUCACAUUGAAAGACAUCUUUAAUAUUUUCUGUGUGGCACUUGUGUUGAAGAAAACUGAGUUCUUAAAUUAUCCAGCAAGGGUCUGGAUUCUCUAUUUUUGAGAUUGAUUUUAUCACAAUAUGAUUCUUAGGUCUUUAUACCAUUCACAAUUGUGUUUUUAAUCUACUGGGUUGGAAAUAGGAAUUCAAAUUAUUCCAGGACUAAUUCUUACACAGCAUCAUUUCCUUUAUACAACAGGUUAAAUUACAUUUACUGGUGUAACAGACUCACUUGUAAAUGAAUUAUAAACACUCUUUACUUCUGGAAUAUAUUUAACUAUUAAAAAACUGCUUAUUUAUUCUGUAGGCUGUGUGUUGAUGUUGAAUGAACUCAGGGCAGCAGAAAGUUUUUUCACGUUUUGAACAUUUUGCCUUAGAGUUCUGAUUACUUGUAUUUUAAUACAUGCAUUAAAAUAAUCAGGAAGCAUGUUUGGAAUGGCAACAUGAGAUCUGCACACUCCUCAGUGAAAAUAACUGGUAAAUAUAUGUAUGUAUAUAUUUUUUCACUUAAAGUCUCUGGGAAUUGUCAUAAAAGCAUACAGCAAACAAAAACAUUUGUUACAGAAACAUAUAUUCAAGAAAACACUGAAGCUUGGUAAGAAUAGUGAAUCCCUCUGGUAUUUGAGCCAUGACCCCAUACCCUUCUGCCCCUAGCUCCCCACUUCAGCCUACAGUUUCUCCCUAGGAUGAGUAGACUCCUAGCAUUUCUCAUGCUACCCACCCCCACCCCCACCAUGUCACAGUACCAAAGAGGUCUGGACCUUCCUUCCUCUACCCAGUCCCCACUUACAGCACUGAACAUCUACACCAGGAAUGGCAGACCAAGAAUACUGUUUUCUAAUCACUUGCCCCAGCUUAUAAGUGGAUCCAUGCCAGGAGAGGCAAACACGACCAGGAGCUAUCACCCACAGCUCUAUUUAUAGACCACAGGUAUCACUCCUAUAAAAGCAGGCUACUGUCCCCAGCCUUGACUCUGAGGGAGUAGCAAGCUAUAAAAACAGCUUCCAUAGCAUCCUCUAAUGAGAGGUUAGUUCAAACCUAAGGGUGCUGCUGUAGACAAAGGAAAUUUGGAGUGGGAGUAGACAGACAAGAGAAGACUAUAACUCCAUGAUAGCUACAAGCAAAAGGGAAGACCAGUGAUAAGUCUAACAGAGAAUGAAAGGCAGCUAAGGGUAGUCCUAAGGCUAGAAAAAAACCUCAAAGAGUCUGCAAGGGCAUGAAUUUAAUUAGAUCAAACUCUGUAGCAAUUUAUGCCCCAGGGCAUUGUCCAAAAUAAGUCCACCAGUAGUUAGUGGAUGUUAAUUCACAGUGUGAUAACAGUAGAGGCAGACAAACUGGACCUCUUAGAAGGAGAUCAAGGAAAGAAACCGUAAAAACCCAAAAACUGUCCUUGGGUUUGGAGGGAGGAGUCAGGGUGAUCCCACAUACCCAGGCUGUACCCUUUGCAAAGGAGCAUCAGAGGCUGUACAGUGCAAGGUAAAUGGAUUUAAAUAGGCUAAGUCACUAAAUAAGCCCUGGGGAAGAGGGAAGGAUGAGUUUCCAGAGCUGCUAUAUUAUCUAAACUCUAGUUUUCAACAAAAAGUUACAAGAUCUGUAGAGAAACAGUAAAGUGUGUGCCAUAGACAAAGGGAUUUCAAAACAGUAAAAGGAAACUGCCCUUGAAUGGGCCCAGAAGUUGGAAGCAGACAAAAACUUCAAAGAAACCAUGCUGGAGAUAAAGGUAUGAUAAUAUUUCAUCAACUAGAGAAUGAAGAAAAGUAUUUUAAAAGAACCAAAUGGAGAUCUCUGGACUUGAAAAGUAUAACUGCAAUGAAAAAAAUCAUUAAAAGGACUCAGUAGAUUUUAGCUUACAGUAGAAUCAGCAAAUGUGGAGACUUAAUGCAGAUAAUACAAUCUGAAGAACAGGAGAAAAGGGAAUGAAGAAAAAUAGCUUCAGAGAAAUGUAUCAACAUAUGUGUAAUGGGAGUGCCAGAAGGAGAAAAGGAAAACAGAAAACUUGUUAGAAGAAAUUAUGCUUAAAAAUUCCAAAUCUGGUAUUAAAAAAACUGAGAAAAUCAGUAGUUUCUUACAUAAAGUGGAAUGGUCUGUACCCACAUACAUGUCAGACUAAAAAUACUGAAGGACAAUUCUUGAAAACAUGUAUAAGAAAAUCCCAUUAACAGAUCAGAAACAAUGGAGGUCUGAAGGCAGUGGGAUGACAUGCAGAGUACUGGAGAGGAAAAAAAUGUCAACCAAGAAUCUUUUAACAAAACUAUCAGAAAUCAAGGCAAAAUGAGGACAUUCUCAGAUUUUAAGAAUUCAUUACUAGGAAACCAAUCUUACAAGAAAUGUUGAAGUUUUUUAAGCCGAAAGGAAGUGAAACCACAUAGUAAUUCAAAUCCUCACAGGAAAAAAAAAAAGCCAGUAAAGGUGAUUAUGUAGGAAAUUAUAAAAAGACAUUGUAAUAACCAAUUCCCCCUCCCUGAGCUGAUUUAAAAAGCAAUUCUGGGGAAACCUGGGUGGCUCAGCUGGUUGAAUGUCAGACUCUUGGUUUUGGCCCAGGUCAUGACCUCACGGUUCAUGGGUUUCAGCCCCGCAUUGGGCUUCAUGCUGACAGUGCAGAGUCUGCUUGGGUUUUCUCUCUCCCCCCCCCCCCCACUCGUUUUCUCGCUCUCUCUCAAAAUAAAAAAAAACAAUUCUAUAAAACUGUAUAUAAUUGUGGCAUUACCUAUAACAAAUAAUUGUGACACCUUAAAGCAGAUGGGAGCAAAGCUAUAUUUCAAUAAUAAAUCCACAAAAAGAAAUGAGAAUAAGAAAUGGUAAAUAAAAAGGCUAAUGUAAAAAACUUUAAGUGUAUACUUGUUCUUUCAACUCUUAAAACAAUCACAAAAAUUACAGCAUGUAUUGAGAUAUUUUUAACAGAUGCAGUAUGUAUAACAAAAAAGAGCUUUAUAGGAGUAACAUUUAUAUACUUCACUGGAAUUAAAUUAUUAUAAAGCUAGAUUUUUUUUUUUUUUUGAAGUUUAUUUUGAGAGAGCAUGAGCAGGAGAAGGGCAGAGAGGGAGUCACAGAAUCUCCAGCAGGCUCCACGUCAUUAGUGCAGAGCCUGACAUGGGGCUUAAACCCAUGAACCGUGAAAUCAUGACCCAAGCUGAGAUCAAGAGUUGAUGCUUAACC
This is a messenger RNA of Panthera uncia (snow leopard), 4121 nucleotides long. RefSeq names its product thioredoxin domain containing 9 (gene TXNDC9). Gene Ontology annotation, cellular component: cytoplasm. The transcript is spliced from 5 exons. Bases 118 to 798 code for a protein of 226 amino acids. Lineage: Eukaryota; Metazoa; Chordata; Mammalia; Carnivora; Felidae. The record is from RefSeq and is a predicted model, not a curated record. Gene Ontology annotation, biological process: microtubule cytoskeleton organization.